UAAAAUAAAAUGUAUCAUGGUUGGGGCUGGAUAGUUCAGUGGUUAAAAAGCACUGGCUGCUCUUCCAAAAACCUGGGCUCAAUUGCUAACACCCACACACCCACAUGGUGGCUCACAACUACCUGUAAUUCCAAUUCCAGGGAAUCCGGCACCCUCUUCUAGCCUCUGCAUACGUGUGGCAUAUGUGUGUGUGUGUGUGUGUGUGUGUGUGUGUGCAAAAUACCAAAAUAAAAAUAAGUCUAAACAGACACACACCACGGUAUGUUGAAUUCUGCUAAGAGUAUUGCAAAGGUCUGAGAUCAAAUUAUUACCCCAAAAGACUCUCUACAGCUCCAGGGAAGUCAAGUUCUUCGUGAAGGGCAGUGUAAACAGGGGAUAUAAGAUCUCUUUCUGUGUGUCAUUAUCCCUUCUCACACAUAGCCUUCUUGGAGUCACUAGAUUACUGAAGACCCAAGAGAGGUUACAUCAGCCUCAUCUCUAUCUAGAAGCUGUUACAGUACAGGAAGGAAAAGAUACACUAAUUAAAAAAAAUUAAAAAGACGAUCAGUGUCUCCUACUAUAUUCAGUGAAAUGUAUAGUGAUCUCUCCCUGUCAGCAAGUUAACAUUCAAGGCUUCAGGAAAGACAACUUGUAAUUCAAAUCAGUUCUGAGCUCAUAUACCAUGUGGACUGCACCAGUAUUCUUUGUGACCCCAACCUGGGGCAGUCUUUAUUGUUUUAGUGUGGCUGUGACUCAGUUGCAAAACCUUCUAAUGGCUCACUAACCAUGUGUGAGAAAUGCCUGGCUGCAGGCUGGAGUCUCUAAAACCAGCAAUUCCCAAAACUUUUCUUACAUUUUCAGAUAGGUAAGUCUACUACCACUGUAGAAACGUGCACCUCAGCCUCUCCUCCUCCCUCCUAUCGUCUACACAUCGACACAGGUAUAUGUCACAAAGAAGGAGAGUCCAUAGAAAAAUGUGUACGUGUGUGCUAUGUAUGUUUAACGUCAGAACAGCUGUGAUGGCACAUGCUUAUAAUCCCUGUUCUUAGGAGGAGGAGGAGGAGGAGGAGGCAGGAGAACUGUGGAGAUGAUGAGCCUGAGCUACACAGUGAGGGCUUGUCUCAAAACAGCAAGGGUCAGGGAUGUAGCUGGAUGCGGAACACUUGCCUAGCACGGACAAGGUUCUGGAUUUGAUCCCCAGCAAAGAUGACAAAGAAUGAAGAAACUAAGCAGUAGGAUAGGAAAUUGUUAGCCAUGUCAAAAAUCACAUACAUAUUUCUAGUGUGUCUGUGUGGGAAACUGUCUUGAAACAUUCCAUGGGGAAAUAACAUGAAGUAGGUGUCCUGAGCUGUGGUUUUUGCAGUUUUACUACUUACUCCUAGGCCAUUUGGAUUGCAUGACAUUAUAUUAAACUUGGCAUCUCACAGGCAGUCCUUGAAGUUAAACUGGUGCUUUUCCCAAGCAUUUGCUCACUUAGCCCUGUUGAGUUCAACAUUUGUUUACAAAGGUGGUGUAUGUGUGUGUGUGUGUGUCUGCAAAGGUGGUGUGUGCGUGUGUCUGCAAAGGUGGUGUGUGCACACGUGUAUGUGUGUGCACGCACAUGCACGUGUACAAGUUCACCUUCCUUUCUUGAGACCCUCAUGUGGUCUGUCUUUCUGUCAGGCUUUCAAGUUAAUUGUUUCCUGUUUCUCUGAAUCUGUUCCUUAUCCCACCUCUCAGACCACCCUCUACACACUCCUACCCCCACUCUCUCCCCAGCCCUCGGACAACCUCGGAGAGGCUUGGAGUUAAUUUCCAAGUAGAGCAAUCUCAACCCCCAAACACGCCAUUCUUGUAAAGCCAGAAGUUGCUUUCCAUGUCUCCAGCUUUUUAGUGAGUCUUUGUUAUGUGCAGAUAGUCUCUUGAUUCUCUUAAUCCCAGAGUGCUGAGGCUCUCUGUGUGAUCAUUUGCCCACAAUGUUUAGCAAGUCUUUGUGACUGCUUGGGAUCUCUGGCAUCCCUUAGACAGUCACUCCUCCCAGGACUCCCGCCCAGAGCUUGCCUUUCCUAGCAAACUUGCUCCAUUGUUCCCGUAAUGGUUUUUCCCUAGCUAUCUCUCCCAUCCCUUCUCAUCAGUAUCAGAGCCUGUGGACUUCCUGAGUUGCUGCUAGAGUGGACUGAGUUUUAUAUAUAUUUUAUAUACAGAAGCCAUGGGUGGGCUGGGCUAGAGACAGGGCUCAGUGGUUCAGAGCACUGGCUAUUCUUCCAGAGGACCCAGAGUUUAAUUCCCAGCACCCACAUAGUGGCUAACAACUGUCUGUAACUCCAGUUCUGGGGUUAUUCGAAGUGCUGCCUUCUGACCUCUGUGAGCAGCAGGCAUGCAAAUGGUGCACAGACAUGCAUGUAGACAGAAUACUCACACACAUUAAAAAUAAAUAAUUUAGCCUUUAAUCCCAGCAGUCAGGAGGCAGAGGCAGGUGAAUAUGUGAGUCCAAGACCAGCCUGGUCUACAGAUCAAGUUUGAGGACAGCUGGGUACACAAAAAAACCCCGAAUGGAAAAUCAAACUAAUAAAUAAAUAAGUAAACAAACAAACAAUUUUUUAAAAGCCACUCCAGGUCCUGGGCCCUUGCUUCCUUAUCUCCAUGCUCAGAAAUCUUACCAAACUAGCCAUUUACAGUCCAGCCUUCCUUUCUCCAAAUCUUUUUUCAACACUGCCUGGAGAUUUGUGUUGACUCUCUUACCUAGUCUCGCUGACAUUGUUCAUCAUCAUUUCCCCCAUCCACACCUCAGUUUUUCUCUCCUGGCUUGUCACCCCAUGAGAGCACACACAUGAGAGCUUUCUUGACAGCUUUUACAGUCUGGAGUUCCCUGGCCAUCUAUUUUCAGUCCACUAGAAAGUAAAAGAGGAAAAAAAAUCAAAAAGCUCUCACAAAACUGGGACUAGCUUAGUGGCAGUGUGCUUGCCUCAUAAGCAUGAGACCCUGAAUUCCAUCCUCAGUACCUCAAAGAGGUGGGGGAAGUCCUUAGGUUGGAAUCUAUAGGUUUGUGCAUAGUGUAUGUGUACACAUUUAAAGCAAAAAAUGAGUAUACACACAAGACAGAGGCUCAGUUCUCUUUGGAGGACAGGAGCAUCUCAGGCUCUAGACAUUUGUUAGUAUGUUGAAUGCACCUCACUCUGCGACCGAAAUCUGUUUCUUUUUCCUGUGCAGCUUAAACAAAGAAAAGUCUUGAUGUUUAUUGAGGGUCUAGGUAACUACUUCCCAGUUAAGGAGAGAUUUUUUUAAAUUGUGCUUUCAUUAUGACUCCAUCUCCAUUUAUUGAUCAAGGGAUUUCUUGCCUCACUUAACUUCAUAAUCUGCUGAUCAGAUUAAGAAAAUGUGAAAACUAUUGUUUGGCAGCAUGAGUAGACUUUAAAGUGAUAGUUUGGAGGCUGGGUGAUUCAAAUACUAUAAUCCAAGAAAAGCGGCUAAUUGAUCAUGCAGAAUGUGUUUUUAUGCUUUAUUCUUUUUAUGGACUGAGUGUGCAAUGAAACAAAUCGGCUUAAAAGUUUAGUGGAUGUGCUGUUCUAGAAGCGGGGACUUCCUAGUGUCGAAAUAGCCAGCAGAAAGUACUAAAUCAAGGAAGGGACAGGAAAUAAUGCACAGAAAAAGUCAUAAACAAACAUAUGUCAUUAUUCAACGUAUUUUCAGCACCUAUUGUGCUAUUUUUUAAUGUAUGGAAUACUACAUAUAAGCAGCACAGUAAAUUCUCAGUCAUAAGAAGCAGAAAAGGUGUUAUUUAAUGCCCUUGAUUUGGGUAUUUCUCCUCUUACACCUUUAGUACCUAGUCUUUAGCUGCGCACUGGGAAGACCUGGGUUUACGCUUUACCUCCUACCUCCUACUUUGCCCGCUUACUGGUCGCCUUAUUCUCAUUAAUUCCCCCUCUUGAGGGCUACCAGGGAAGAGAGAAGAGGUGAACUUCAGGUCAGUCCAGUGUGCUUAGAAACAGAAGCAAUUCAAUCUCAGUACAAUAAAUUUAGAAGACCUGUUCAAAUUUUGUGUGUGUGUGUCAUUUAGGAAUUUGUUCUAGCCAACUGAGGGAACAUUCCUCUUAAUUAAACCCUGGACAUCUUUGAGAUUGAUAUUUUGUUUAUUAACAAGCAUUAUAAUAGGAAUUUUUUUCAGUCUCUGGAAGAUUUUAUUUAGCUCUUUUGAGACAGGAUUUUGCUACAUAGUUAAGACUAGCCUCAAUCUCUCUCUCUCUCUUUUAUUUCUUUCCAGACAAGGCUUCUUUGUGUAGCCCUGGCUGUCCUGGAACUCGCUCUGUAGACCAGGCUGGCCUUGACCUCACAGAGAUCUGCCUGCCUCUGUCUCCUGGGUACUGGGAUUAAAGGCGUGCGCCACCACCACCCUGCUAUCUCCGUCUCUCUUAAAAAAAAAAAGUGUCUUUUAUUACAUUUCUUUCACGUGUGUGUAUGCUGACAGGAGUCACAGGUUAACUCGCUGGAGGGAAUCAGUCCUCUCCUGCCAUGUGGUCCUGGGUCACAAGAGCAAGUUCCUUUAUGCCCUGAACUAUCACCACAGCCAUGGCCUCAAUCUCUUGACCCUUCUACUUCAGUCUCCCAAGAGCUAGGAUUCAGGCCUUCCCGACAGCAACUGGCCUGUUACUGCAGGAGUCUGUCUGAAGGACAAAGGAAAGGAAAUCGUGUGUUUGUACCAAUUACAUGAUACACUCUAAACCUGUUUACACUGCUGGGUUUUAUUGCUUAAAAUUACCCAGCGUGAUUUUACCCAGAAGUAAUACGCCCAUCCUAUAUACAGGGAAAGUGAGGCUCGGAAAUACUGUCUGACCAGACUCUCGGUUCGGUUCGCAAAGAAAACCCAGCCUAACAGCCUUCAAAGCACAAGCCCUUUGCCGAUGAGGACUGGUCCGUCCAAAAAACCUCCAUGGGAAACUCAUUACAGACAAAACGCUUUUACAGAAUAAAACAUGUCUAAGUCAAUGGCUGGGUGUGGGGGUGGGGUGGGGCGGGAACCAUGUUACUGUCGACAAGACCCUUCGCAGAACGGUCAACUCACAAUGGACAGAGCAGAUGGCGGAGGAAAUGGUGACAGCAUUCCGGCACGCUGGCCUAAGACGCUAAAAUGACUAUGUAAUAUUAGCGCAGCUGUGCACUUCUGUAGCACGAUCGUGACAACUGCUGGCCAUCCUCGCUGCAGACAGCUGCGGGCUCCGUUUACUUCUGCAAAGCUCACGCCUAGCCCUCCAUCGGGCGGGCGUCGCCAGCUGUCGCAGCACCCGCCACAGCCUCCGCUUUCCCACUCCCACGCACCCGCCAAGGCGGACGCGGCCCCGACGCGGAGGCGCGCGCCCCAGGCGCACGUGACGGGUCCGGGGAGGGCAGUUUUCAUUCUCCCCUCCCCCUUCCAGAAACCCCCGCCUUCUCCUCACAGGCCGAGGCUUUCGAUUGCGCCACCACCAGAGUGACCCCCAGGUCAGCCAAUCGAGACGCGGCACCUCAAGCAAGGCCCGCCCCCUGGUGGUCCUCAGGUUCCUUCCCGCUCACACCGGAGUCACUUCCGAAGAGAGAACCGCCAUGAAGAGAGUAGGGGGUGCCGCCCACCUCUGCACCGACAGCCUCCCCGAGUCCCAGCAGCAAGACGGCAACCACGCACCCAGCUUCUCCAGCCACAGCUCAUGCCGCCGUCGUCAGCGGCGCCGACAUGACAAGGCGCUGCAUGCCCGCUAGGCCAGGUUUCCCCUCAUCCCCAGCCCCGGGGUCGUCGCCCCCGCGCUGCCAUCUGAGACCCGGUAGUACCGCCCCUGCUGCAGCGGGAAAAAGAACAGAGAGUCCUGGGGACAGGAAACAGUCAAUCAUAGAUUUCUUCAAGCCAGCUUCAAAACCAGACAAACAUAUGUUGGAUUCUCCACAAAAAUCAAACAUCAAAUAUGGAGGAAAUGGAGUAUCCAUCAGUGGGACAGAGCAAUUUGAAAGGAAAUUAUCUUCACCAAAAAAACCUAAACCCAAAAGAAUGUCAUCAGAAGAAAGUCCUAUUUUAGAAGCUUUCAUGAAAGGUGGUAAAGAGCACCACAAAGAUCAUGGUGUACAUGAGUCACGGCGGCCUUGUAUGUCAGUAGGCUCUAAAUAUUUACUCAAAGGAUCAGGUAUCUAUGCUCCUUCUUCUUAUCGAUUGCCCAAAGAGAUGAAGACACGGAAGAAAAAACACCGGUCUCCAGAGAGAAGGAAGUCACUGUUCAUUCAUGAAAGUAACAGAGAGAAGAAUGACAGAGAUCGAGGCAAGACUAGUGAAGACUCCAGAAAGCAGGCCCCAGCGACAGAAGGUGACAUCUUCAAGAACAGCUCCAGAAGUGUUAGUAGCAGAAGCAGCCUAUCCCGGCACCACCCAGGAGAAAGCCCACUGGGAGCUAGGUUCAAGUUGUCAUUAGCUUCUUACUGCCGAGAACGAGAACAGAAGAAGUUGAGAAAGGAACAAAUGGAGCAGAGAAUCAACUCGGAAAAUUCUUUCUCAGAAACAAGCAAUCGUUCCUUAAAAUCCUCUAGUGUAGGGAAAAAAUGUAAACCAAGGCAUGAACACAGUAAACAGAAUGAUGUUAUCCCUGGAAAGAGCAAUCUUUCAAAUCUGGAAAAUGGACAUCUCUCAAGAAAAAGAUCAUCUUCAGACUCAUGGGAACUUUCAGGCUCUAAGCAGAAUAAACUCUCGGAGAAAAGAAAAAGGAACUCUGUGGACUCAGAUCUGAAAAGCACAAAAGAAUCUAUCAUACCAAAAGCAAAAGAGUCCUUCCUAGAGAAGCGUCCAGACACAUCACAUCAGAGAGAAAAGUUUAUAAGACACAUUGCACUGAAGACACCAGGUGGCGUUCUGCGCUUGGAAGAUAUAGCCAAGGAACCUGAUGGUGAAACAGAUCGUUCUUCUGCAGACUUGGCACCUUCAAAUUCUGGCCACCAUUCUUCCAGGAAUAGUGACCAAGUCCACGCAGCAAGUACCAAAGAGACUAAAACACAGAAGCCCCACUUCCCUUUACCUCAGGAAAAAUCUGCAAUUAAAAGAGCUAGCAACCUUCAGAAAAGUAAAACGGCUGGCUCUGUGACAUCAAAGGAGACAAAACUACCUUUACUUUCCCAUGUUCCAAGUGCUGUUUCCUCUCGAGUACCAUUAAAUGCUAAAAAUUGCACUCUUCCAGUUCCUAAAAAAGAUAAAGAGCGUUCCUCUUCUAAAGAACGUUCUGGGCAUUCUGCAGAAUCCUCCAAACACAAGGAACACAAAGCAAAGACUAUUAAGGCUGUUUCUAAUGAAUCUUCAGGGAAAAGUUCUGGGGGAUCUUUGCAUUCAGAAUACAGCCCUCCUACAGAGUCUCCCCCAGCUGCCUUGGAAGUUGUGCCGCGUGUCCCAAGCCCUGCAGCACCUUCAGAUAAAGAGAGUUCAGGAAAUUCCAAUGCAGGUAGCAGUGCACUGAAAAGGAAAUUCAGGGGUGAUUUUGAUAGUGAUGAAGAAAGUUUAGGUUACAACUUAGAGAGUGAUGAGGAAGAGGAAACAUUAAAAUCACUGGAAGAAAUAAUGGCUUUGAACUUCAACCAGACUUCUACAGCUUCAGGAAAGCCUCCUGCCUUUUCCAAGGGGCUUAGAUCCCAGUCAUCAGACUACAUAGAAUAUGCUCAGAGUGGAACUUAUACAAAUACUUUAGAGCGUCUUGUAAAGGAGAUGGAAGACACACAAAGGCUAGAUGAACUACAGAAGCAGUUACAGGAAGACAUAAGACAAGGCCGAGGCAUUAAAUCUCCUAUCAGAAUUGGUGACCAGGACAGUACAGAUGAUGAGGAUGGCCUCUUGGAAGAACACAGGGAAUUUCUAAAGAAAUUUUCAGUUACAAUUGAUGCUAUUCCUGAUCAUCAUCCAGGUGAAGAAAUAUUUAAUUUCCUCAAUUCUGGAAAAAUUUUCAAUCAAUAUACCUUAGAUUUAAGAGACUCUGGUUUUAUCGGAGAAAGUGCUGUGGAAAAGCUUAUUCUCAAAUCAGGAAAAACAGAUCAGAUUUUUUUGACAACACAAGGCUUCCUUACCUCUGCAUAUCACUACGUCCAGUGUCCUGUACCUGUGUUAAAGUGGCUGUUUCGGAUGAUGUCAGUUCACACAAAUUGUAUUGUGUCUGUACAAAUUUUAAGUACAUUGAUGGAAAUAACCAUUAGAAAUGAUACUUUCAGUGACUCACCAGUUUGGCCGUGGACCCCAUCACUGUCCGAUAUCGCAGCUGUGUUUUUAAACAUGGGCGUUGGUUUUGGAUCUUUGUUUCCUCUGGAGACUCUUCAGCCAGACUUUAAUGAAGACAAUCUAAUUUUUGAAACACAGAAAACACUAGGGGGAAGAGGAAGCGAAGAUUCAUCUUGUAAUCCCGUUUUUUCAACUCUUCCUGAGACCAACAUUUUAAAUGUAGUUAAGUUCCUGGGCUUGUGUACAUCUAUACAUCCAGAAGGUUACCAAGAUCGAGAAAUAAUGUUGCUGAUUUUAAUGCUAUUUAAAAUGAGUUUGGAAAAAGAGCUGAAACAGAUUCCGUUAGUAGACUUUCAAAGCCUCCUGAUAAAUCUCAUGAAAAACAUCAGAGAUUGGAACACAAAGGUACAUGAACUCUGUGUGGGCAUAAAUGAACUCUCCAGUCAUCCCCACAACCUUCUGUGGUUGGUGCAGCUGGUCCCUAACUGGACAUCUCGUGGAAGGCAACUGAGGCAGUGCCUCAGUCUAGUGAUUAUUUCAAAGCUUUUGGAUGAAAAACACGAAGAUAUCCCUAAUGCCAAUAAUCUUCAGAUCUCAGUCCUACAUCGCUAUCUAGUACAGAUGAAGCCUUCUGAUUUGUUGAAGAAAAUGGUCUUGAAGAAAAGGGCUGAACAACCAAAUGGAACUAUUGAUGACAGUCUUCAUUUAGAACUUGAAAAGCAGGCAUAUUACCUGACCUACGUUCUUCUUCAUUUAGUUGGGGAAGUUAGUUGUUCUCAUUCUUUUUCUUCUGGACAACGGAAACACUUCGUGCUGCUUUGUGGGGCUUUGGAAAAGCAUGUUAAGUGUGAUAUUAGGGAAGACGCAAGGCUUUUCUACAGAACUAAAGUGAAAGACUUGGUUGCCAGAAUACAUGGAAAAUGGCAGGAAAUAAUCCAGAACUGUCGGCCUACUCAGGGGCAGCUUCAUGACUUCUGGGUGCCAGAUUCUUAACACGAGUUACAGCAGCAGAAAUACAAAGCAAGAAGGGCCUUUCCAAGAGGGUUACUGUGGAUCCAGCAGAUGCUAAGGAACACAGCUGUGUGCCACUUGAAUAUGCAGUGUGGGGCUGGUGAUGAAGACUGCCGUUUCUGAAGCAGAUAUGAAAUGCCAUCUGCAGCUGACCUUAGAGGAAAGAAAGGGGCUCAUAAAAGAAGGGUGGGUAGACAGAGCUGAUAGAAGACCCCAGCCUACCCUCCCUAGCCCCUCGUUUUCAGCCAUUAUCUUGUUAGGUGGCUGCAUAGCACCUGGAUCAUCACAGCAAAUAAGAAGGAUAAGUGUGGACCAACUUGAGGAUUUGGACAUUGAAACGAAGGCCAAGGUCCAGCUGGUUUUCAUUUCCCUCUUGGUUAUUUUAGGAUACAAAGGGAAAGUCUAGAAUAGAGUUCUGUAAUCAGAAGUGUGGGUCUUUUCUGUAACUCCCUAAACCAGACAGUUUCAGUCCAUACAUUGUCCCUUUACUAUUCAAGACUAUAAAUCUGAGGUUUUUUAAAUAUAUUUAAAGUCAAAUAAGAAACAGACAUACUGUCAGAUUGCCCUUAGAGGAAGAGAUAAAGCUACAAAGUAGUGGCUGUUUUUAAAAUGCCAGAACAUUCAUAGGCAGUUUGUUUAGGAUUUCUUGUAAAUGCAUAUAUUUUUAAAAUACUGAUUCAAUCAUAAAAGCUUAGCCAGAAUUCUGGCCAUUGGUAACUAUAUUACAGAAGUCUCUGUAUAAAGGCUUAAAAAUCUGGAAGUUUCCAAAAACCUUGUUCCCACAGUAUAUAAUUUAUCAGAGACCUUGAUGAUGUUUAUUUUGGGGACACUGUGUGUGUGUGUGUGUGUGUGUGUGUGUGUGUGUGUGUGUGUGUGUGUGUGUGUUUGCGUUUGCUCGAGCGUUUGUAUCUUGAAGUUGUUGCACUUGAAAACCACAGCUGCUCUAAAUUCUUUUAAACACUGGAAAGCCAUCCUUUAGUUUAGAUGGUAGAGGGUUAGCAGAGGUGCACCGCUAGAUUGAGCCCGAGGCCCUUUGAAACCUUUGGUGGUAACACUCCUGCUGACCGUUGUCUGUCUGGAGAGGGUUUGCUUCCGGAAAGGAAUGCUUGUUCUUGGAAAACUGGCUUCAGUGGCUUGCUCCCUCCUGAGCAUGCUAAUAUCUGUGUGGGUCCAGGUGAGGCUGGAAAAGGAACUGGGCUCGAUGUUUAUGGUUUGAGAGGAGAAAAUAAGUUCUGAGAGCUAACUUUCUACCUCUAAAUUGAGGCUUAGGAAUAAAAACCAUUUUAUCUUAAAUUUAUCAUUUAAAAUAACAUUAGUAACUUUUGAGCUCAUGUCAAGCAUUGGGCAGUUAGAGAUUUUAUAGGGAAGACUAAACAAAUCAAAUUUACAAGAACUGAGGCUGAUUGAGGCUCCAAGAGUCAGACCAACAAAAGUUUUCUUCUGUGUUGAGUUUACCGGUAAGAAUAGUAUAUUGAUGCUACCUCUCAAGGGUAUUAUUACAAAAUGCCACUAUGGUUACAGAGAUAGAUACAAAGAGUUAUAUUUGACAGAAGCUUGAAACUCUGGCAUCUAUCUGCCCAACAAUGGGGGCUUUCACUCUGUAAUUUAAUACCUUGUAGAUACAUUAUUUGUGUGUAAUUUUAUAAGUGUUCAUAUUUUUCUCAUUUUGCAUUGUGUAAAGUGUACAAAAUCUCAAAGUAUAAAAUCUGCUUAUAUUGCUUGUAAUUACAGUGUGUAAAUAUUUUCUAUUGUGUACAUUGACGGGGACAAGUGGGUUAUUCAGGUUUUUAAGUGACCCUUUUAUAUUGCAGUUUCAACUGAUAACCACCCAUCAAAUUUAAAACCACUUUGAUACAUUCUUAUUUAGCAGUUCCAAUAAGAGUAAAAUCUCUAUUUUCAAUUGUCUUUCUCCAUGAGAGAAAAAUACUUUAUCCUUCCCUUUAAAAUAAAUGGCCAGAUAUCAGUUUAGGCCCUUGUAUUUAUGACUCUGGUAACAGUCUUCAGUCUCCAGGUCAUAGUCCAGUUAGUAUUUGCAUUUGGGUUCUCAUAGAAACUUUGUGAUUCUAUUUUAGCGCAGUAGCUCAUGAUUUUUCUCCCAAAUCAAGUAUUUCCAUCUCCUUCCAAGUCCCCAUGCUUUAUCUCCCUCCCUCCGGCUUUGUUGCCCAGAAAAUGGGAUGGUAGAGAGGGAGAAAAUGCUCCUUGCACAAAGACUGUCAGGCCACAUUUAGGACUUGGCAAACAAAGCUUGCACUGAGUGGUGGUGUGUUUGGCAAUCUUACUGUGCCAAAAAUCACCUUGUCUAAUUUUCUGGAUGUGUAUGUCAAACUUAUUACCCUUACUGCAAGCUGAAAAUUAAAGUACUUGUGUUUAUGCUUUUGUGUGUAACUGUUGGCCUUUUCUAACCUGCUUUUCUUGUUAUCUGAAAAUACAGUUCUAUAAUGUUACGUGAAGAGGCUCCGUGCACAAAUCAUCUGUGUAGCACUGAAGUCAGCAUCUGUGCAUUUUUUUGUCUUGUCUUCUCCUGAUGGCAGUGGUGCCUUUGUCACCUUUUGGAAGGUUGACAUUUUGUUUUUGUUUUGAGUGCAAGUAGUAGCUUGCUUUUGACUUCACAAAAAAAAUAUAUAUAUAUAUAUCUCCCCAGUAAAAGAUAGAUAACAUAGUGUGUUACCAUCCGGGCUCUAUUGAAGCAUUUGCUUCCCCCUCCCCCAAUCAAAAUAGAUACAGUUGGUGGGGACUGGCCAGUAAUAAUGUGUGGAGUCUUUAAACCAAGAGUAAUUUUUUACAUUUAAAAAUGACUCGUUGACAAGCAGCUGAGUUAAGUGAACUGACUUGGCUUGUCUCUCAGGAGGCAAUAGGGUACAAGUGGUGGGCAUGCAAAUCAGUGCAGUCCCAUCUCAGUGGGUGUGAGCACUCGAUGGUGCCGGCACACCUCAUCAUCUGUGUGUCAGUUUCCCAGGGCAUUGUGUCAGCCAGUUAAUCUCCUAGCUCUUAGGCAGUAAAUGCAAUGUUUCCUCCUCAUUUCCCCCCUUUCUUUAAGAUUUUAUACUAUGUCUUGUUUAAAGGCCUCUGAAUGUAUGUGUAUGUGUUAUUAAAACUUUUUUCUCAGUUGAAACGUA
Molecule: messenger RNA, 12291 nt
Organism: Peromyscus californicus insignis
Lineage: Eukaryota; Metazoa; Chordata; Mammalia; Rodentia; Cricetidae
Gene: Slf2
Product: SMC5-SMC6 complex localization factor 2
Exons: 20
Coding region: 5663-9157 (1164 amino acids)
Biological process (GO): protein localization to site of double-strand break; DNA damage response; positive regulation of double-strand break repair
Cellular component (GO): site of double-strand break; nucleus
Source: RefSeq, a predicted model, not a curated record